AUGGCCAUUCCCGAACAAGAGUUCCAAAGUUGCUGUAGGCUAGGUGCUGGCUUGGGUUCACAGCUUCCCAAGGGGAGUCCUUCGAAGGUGACCAUUGUGAUAUUCAGCAGUGAGGUCCUGGGCCUGCUGGUGUGGACACUUAUCGCCGGAACUGAGUACUUCCGGGUCCCUGCAUUUGGCUGGGUCAUGUUCGUAGCUGUGUUCUACUGGGUCCUCACCGUGUUCUUCCUCAUCAUCUACAUAACAAUGACCUAUACCAGGAUCCCCCAGGUGCCCUGGACAACAGUGGGCCUGUGCUUUAACGGCAGUGCCUUCGUCUUGUACCUCUCUGCCGCUGUUGUGGACGCGUCUUCCGUCUCCCCAGAGAGGGACAGUCACAACUUCAACAGCUGGGCAGCCUCGUCG
Messenger RNA from Carlito syrichta (Philippine tarsier), 405 nucleotides. It is a transcript of the gene CMTM8, whose product is annotated as CKLF like MARVEL transmembrane domain containing 8. The transcript has 3 exons. The record is from RefSeq and is a predicted model, not a curated record. Gene Ontology annotation, molecular function: structural constituent of myelin sheath. Lineage: Eukaryota; Metazoa; Chordata; Mammalia; Primates; Tarsiidae. The annotation marks the transcript as partial. Gene Ontology annotation, cellular component: membrane. Gene Ontology annotation, biological process: myelination.